AUGGGCAAGCGAGUGGCGGCCCACAAGCACAUUGUGCCCCGCGUUGCGCCCGUUGUCGACAAGGCGAGCGCGCCGCCGCUCGCCCUCCCCACCUCCCUUCCCCGACCCCCCACCAUGACCGUCGCGCUCGCGCCACCGCCGCCCACGUCCGCCGCCGCCGCCACGAAGACCAUCGCCCGCGCCCCCCGCGCCCACGCUCAGCGCACGAGCUCCCUCACCCUCUCGCCCUCGCGCGUGCCCGUGCCCGUGCGCACGCCGUCGACGCCCCCGCGCAAGUCCCCCCUACGCGCGUCGGCCUCGCUCGACGACCUCCUCCCGAGCCCCACCACCACCCCGCCCCGCCGGGCGCACGACGUCAUGCUAGAGGAAGCGUUGGAACGGACAGAGACGACGUACUUGGCAUGGGAGGUGGCCGAGCGCGCUGUCGACGCAAGCGACGGGAAACGCAGCCUGGAGAAGAUUCUGGCCGACAUCAUGGAGCGCUUCCUCGUGGCGCUGGGCGUGGAGCUGCUCGAGGCGGCGGAGGGACUGCACUUCUCGUUCGUCGACCCCCGCAACAGCGGCGACGUAGACAAGAUGGUGGCGCAGGCGCUUCGGCUCUCUAAACUCUUCGCGGGUCGGGGAUACGGCGUCGACCGCGUCGUGAUCACGGUUCCCGCGACGGACGCGGGGCUCGAGGCGAGCACCGUGCUCGCGCGCGUGCACGGCGUCCGCACCAGCCUUUGCUUCGCGUCGGGGCCCGCGCACGCCGCGCGGUGUGCGAGCGCCGGGGCGUCUUUCGUUGUGUUCUCCUACAGAUUGCUAUCCGAAGCCUAUGUGCGGCGGUGGGACUGGAUGCGCUCGCGCUGGGCGCCCACGGAGCCGCCCGUCGCCCACAGCGUGGAGGAGGCGAUCGCGGCGAGCGCGGACCUGUUCCGCGCGCACCGCGUCGCAGCGAAGAUCGUGCUCGCGGACCUGUGCGACGUGCCCGAGCUGAGCGCCGCGCAGCGCCUGCAGGCCGUCGACGCCGUCGUCCUCGAUCUCAAUCCGGCAGGGGGCAGCUCGCGGGCGAAACCGAUGCCGGGGGUGCCGAAGGCGAUGGACGAGGGCGCAGCGGCCGCUGGCGCUGGUCCAUCGACCGCGCGAUCUUCUCUUCCUGGGCCUCCUGGCCGCCAGGCGCGGACGCCCGCCGCCGGUGGCUUUUCGCCGGCGAUGUCCGCAGCGGAGCGCUCCGUAGCUGGGGCAACGCUCCAGGCGGGCCUUGUCGCGGCGGCUGGACACAUGCAGCGGGCAGAGUCAGCGCUGCGCGAGUACCUGCUCGUCAAGGCGGAGAUCGCUCACAUGGAUCCGGACGACGGGCUCGCGGCGGAGUAUUUGGAGGACGUGAGCACGCAGUCGGAGAUCUGCAGGCUGCAGCAGGAGGGCUACGAAUUCGAGCGCUUCCCACCGUGCAGGAGCGGGCACAUUGGAUUCCGGGUGGCUUGCAGUCGCUGGGACGAUCCAGAGUGGUGGUAG
Epithele typhae is the source of this 1494-nucleotide messenger RNA. RefSeq lists its product as uncharacterized. Bases 1 to 1494 code for a protein of 497 amino acids. NCBI's taxonomy places the organism in Eukaryota, Fungi, Basidiomycota, Agaricomycetes, Polyporales, Epitheliaceae. Gene Ontology annotation, cellular component: intracellular anatomical structure. The transcript has 7 exons. The record is from RefSeq and is a predicted model, not a curated record. Gene Ontology annotation, biological process: carbohydrate metabolic process.